This is a messenger RNA of Musca vetustissima, 1378 nucleotides long. Its product is annotated as probable serine/threonine-protein kinase DDB_G0272254. Bases 62 to 1378 code for a protein of 438 amino acids. The transcript has 7 exons. The record is from RefSeq and is a predicted model, not a curated record. Gene Ontology annotation, molecular function: protein binding. NCBI's taxonomy places the organism in Eukaryota, Metazoa, Arthropoda, Insecta, Diptera, Muscidae.
ACAAGCAUACAUCUAUUGAGAUAUAUGUACCUAAAGAAAGCAGUAGCAGAUCAAAGGAAACAUGUCGAAUUUACUGUUCAUGGAUGAAUCGAAUGGCAAUGGUGUGUAUGCAACGUCUGCGACAGCAAUUUUAAUCAACAAUACAAAUAUCAAUAAUAAUAACAACAACAGCAAUAAUUACAACAACAAUAAUAACAACAACAGCAUUAACAACAGUGGCAACAACAUCCAAAGUUUAAUGGCAGCAGCUUCAAAUGCAGCCGGUACGGCUGCAUGUUCCAGCGGUGGAGUCAUCCCUCCCCAGCUGCCAACGUCACUAUCAAAUGAAGAUCUUAGUCAAAGUCUUUCCGAAUAUACGGAUGCCGAUGAAAGCAUAUCAGCGCCAACAGAAUUCUUAGCCGAGUUUCUGUCAUCAGUCAUGCUCAAGGAUUACAAAAAAGCUUUAAAAUAUUGCAAACUGAUUUUGCAGUAUGAACCACACAAUUCGACAGCAAAGGAAUUCUAUCCAUUGAUAUUGGACAAGUUACGUGGUGCCACCUCGAGUGACAGUGACGAAAACUAUAAUAAAUCAUCAUCCUCACCGGAAUUAAUACUGGAACCCCCCUCAUCAGAUCCAUCGGCUGGAGAAAGUGACGAACAGGAAGCAUUAGCUGGUGAGGAAAAGCUACAUCGUCAGCAUAUACGACGACCGCAUUUACCCGACGACUUACGUUUGGCUGAGGGCAUUUUAGAUCCCAAUUCAAAUGUGAGCAGCAACAGCAAUAGCAUUGAAGACGACAUUGAUGUUGGUGAUGAGGAAGAAGAAGAAGAGGAGGAGGAGGGUGCGGGUGGUGUUCUUAGCAGUGGCUCAGUAGGUGUUAGUCUUAGCGAUUCCGUAGAUGGUGACGAUGAUGAUGAUGACGACGACGGCGAUUGUGAAGAUGCCGAUGAUGAUGAUGAUCCGGAGGACGAUGAUGAUGACGAUAUUAUGAGCAGCAGUGGUGAUGAUUUACCCGUCGAUGAACAUCAGGUCAUUGUCGGCGAUGUACUAGACAUAGAAAACUCAGGUAAUGCAUGUGGUGGUGCUGAAGGUGUCGAUGGUGUAGCUUUAAAUGGUUCAAAUUCAUCACGAAAUUCUUCGAGUGGUGGUAAAAUUAGUAGCCGAAGUGACAAUACAACACACUCAUAUUCGAGUCUAUUGUUGGAGGAGGAAGAUGAUAUAGUGCCUGCAAAUCUACACUUUCCCAAGGAUUUUAAUACACCUGAUUUGGAUGUUAGCAAUGGUAAUAAAAUUCCAUCAACAUCCUGCAGUGAUUCGGAAUCACCAACAGAACCGCUGACGCAAAGAUUAGCAGCCAUUUUACGCUCAAAGUGUGGUGUUUCAAACACCAAUGGUUAG